Messenger RNA from Rubroshorea leprosula, 1426 nucleotides. Lineage: Eukaryota; Viridiplantae; Streptophyta; Magnoliopsida; Malvales; Dipterocarpaceae. The record is from the annotation of a GenBank genome assembly.
ACUCUUCUGAGUUCUAGGGUUUCAUUCCUUCUCUCCUUCGAUCUGUCAAUCCGAUUCAAAUCGAUUAGGGCUCCGGUAGACGAACUAAGAUGCCGCAGAGACAUUCGAAGAACAAUAACGAUUUAGCCUUCUUCACGUACGAUGAGAAGAGGAAGCUAGGGUACGGGACGCAGAAGGAGAGGUUGGGAAGGGACUCCAUCAAGCCUUUCGAUGCUUGCUGCCUCUGCUUGAAACCUUUCAUCGAUCCCAUGUGUUGCCAGAAAGGCCAUGCCUUUUGUAAAGAAUGCAUUCUGGAAUGCCUGUUGGCCCAGAAAAAGGAUAUUCAAAGGAAGCUUGCCGCCCAUACUGCUCAGCAGAAGCAAGAGAAGGAAGAGGAGGAAGAGAGGUUGAUGUUGCAGAAAGCAAGAGAGCUUGAUGCAUUUGAUCAGCAAAACCAUGGUGCAGUGCCACAAUACAGUGACAGAAACCACAGCCGAGACAAGAAUGGCUUCCAUGGGGCAAACAGUGUGAAAGCCACUUCUUAUGAAGAGGAGGCACUCAGGACAAUGAAAGCAUUUUGGCUUCCUUCUGCCACACCAGAAGCUCCUGUUAAAGUUGAAGCUCCUUCUAGUUGUACAAGCUGUCCAGAAGGCAAGGAGAAACUCAAGCUGAAAAGCCUGUUUCCUAUUCAUUUCACUGAAGACAAAAGUGAGCAGGAUAGAUCCAAUCCUCUCGAUAAAUCCUAUAUCUGUCCUAGCUGUAAGGUUACUCUGACCAACACAUUGUCGCUGGUGGCCCUAAGCUCUUGCGGUCAUGUCUUCUGCAAGAAAUGUGCAGACAAAUUUAUGGUGGUUGACAAGGUUUGCUUGGUUUGUAAUAAGGCAUGUAAAGAGAGGAACUUGGUGAACUUGGAGAAAGGAGGGACAGGCUUUGCGGGCCACGGGGACCAUCUUGAAGCUAGAGACUUCAAGCAUUUGGGAAGUGGUAGUGGUUUAGGGCUUGUGAGACCUGCAAUGAAGACAUAAACUCAGUUUUUGUGGGCUUGUGGUUUGCCUUUUUCUGAAAGGACUAGGGAAGUUGGAAACAAGCUAAAGCCACUAGGGUGCAACAAGGCUCUUCCAGAUUAUGAUUUUGCUUUCUCUAUGUAUAAUACAUUAAAUGCUUGUUAUUUUUUUUUCUUUUUCUUUUUCUUUUCUAGUUAUUAUCAUACCUUAUCUAUCUGUAUUUUCUAUAAUAUGGUUGUUUGGAUCUUUGACCCUCUUAGAUACUUUAGACUGCCUUGUUCACAGUUGUACCAAUCUAACUGUAUUUUUGAUAAAUUGGUUGAAGAGAUGGUUGGAGUGGUAGUUAUUUAGUUCAUCGACCCCUUCGUAAAGGGUGUUUGUUUCAUAGGGCAGAUUCUUGUGUUUGCCUUUCUUUUCCUCCCGAAGAAACAAAUAUCUAGUUC